AUGGAACUGUUAAGCUUGGUCACCUCCGUCGAGACUUCAGCCCGUGCCCCGUACCUCAGUGUGUACGGCGCCACAGACAAAGACCCCAACCCUCAGGCGCAUUCCAACAUACCCAUAAACUCCAGGGCCUACCCUUCACCAACAACCGCCGAAAUGGAGAUGUCGCCCGUUUCUAACGGUACCAAUGACGGUCACUCCGCUUCGGCCUCCCCGCAGCCCGAACCCAAGAAUGUCAGAUUCGAGCUCGUCUCAUCCGAGUCUCCCCAACACCGCGCGCGCCUACCAAUGCGUGUGCAGAUAUACCCUCACGACGCCACAGAGUCAAUUGUCACUACAGUCAAGAAUUUCUACGGUUUGUAUUCAAGUCCUACGAGCUCUAAGGGAGUGAGCUUUGAGGACGAGGCCGGCAAUACCAUGAUCGCGCGCUAUGAGAACUUUCGCAACAAUAUGGUCGUCUAUGUGCGCGUCAUUGAGGAGCCUACUGCUUCGGCUGGUUCCUUCGGCGCACACUCGUAUCAUCAUCCCAACGCUGUCGGCGCCCAGAUGUACUUCAGCCCGGAUGCUUAUGGUUCCCAGUCGGGCUCGCAUGUGCAACACCAUGAGGCGCACCUGUCCAGGCCUGCCUCAAGGACUUCUCGCCGGCGCAGUCCCUCGCCGAACAUUGGGCGCAGUGCUAGGAGUACAUCAGUGGGCACCAACAACUCAGGCGCUCCUAAGUCCCGCUCGCGAUCGACAAAAUAUCGUGGUGACGGUGGCGAAAGCCACAAUGGCUACAGCAGUGGGGACGGUGCUCCUGGGUCAAACUCAGGCAGAAACAAGGACCAAAUUGGGAAUACGGAGAUCAGUGUAGAGAACAUUGUAGAAGGGGGCCGGCGCAAGCGCGCCAAGUUUGAAAGCUCUGAACUGCCUUUGUUCGCCCCGCCCCAGAUGCCGGCCGCAACAUCGAAUCCUUCCGUAUCUCCUGCCCGCCGAGUCGAGCACCACCGCGCUUCCUUGCCCUUUGUUCACCCAGGGCAGAAUCCGUUCACAAACCCUCGACCGCUUCAAUCCCCACAGAGCAAUGGCAAUGGGUUUGGCCACCCGGGCGCCUUUGUCACACCCAGCGCUGAGAGUCGUCGCACUCGUGGCAGCGUCGGGUAUCCAUCUGGAAACGGUGUUGGCCCAUCAGCUGGCGUUCUGCCCACUCCUGACCCAACCGUGGGCAGCUGCAUGUCGGAAGAGGACAAAGACGUUGCGAUUCAGCUCAUGCGUCUGGGAGAAAUUUCAAACAUAUCGCAUGGUAGGACAUCAGCCUCCACUCUCGAUGAUACCUUUAGUGGACGCGCAGAUGCGGCAUCCUCUGCAGGCGCCACGAGUGAUGCCGAUAGCUCGAGCGAUGAUGAGCAGCCCCCUGCGAGAAGACAGAAGCUAGAUGUUGGUGGCGCAAGCAAGAGUAUAUACCCGACCACCGAAAGUCACCCGGUCGGUCCUCAGAACGGCUUUGAAACUCAGGGACAUACAGGUGGUUUCCAUCACGGAAUGAAUGAAGGCUUGAUGGGUGCGCCUCGGACCAAACCCAACACCAACAUGCCUCAACAGAAUGGCACCAAAUCCAAAGCAAUGCCCGCGCCGAGUGCAAAACCAAAAGCACCCAAAGGGAUCAAGACAUCAAAGUCAUCCAACUCGACAAAGAACAAGAAGGCAACUGCCAAUGCUCACAGUGGGCCUAUGUCACCCACAUCGCUCCCUGCUUCGAGGAAGCCGUCCAUUGCCUCCAACGGCAGCGUGUUGGGGAUGGGUGAUGAGGAUCAGCCUGACCUCUCGAGCAAGCCUCGAUGCCAGCGAUGUCGUAAGAGCAAGAAGGGCUGUGAUCGCCAGAGGCCAUGCGGCCGGUGCAAGGACGCUGGCAUUCCUGCGGAGCUAUGCAUCAGCGAAGACGAGGGUAACGGCCGUAAGGGUCGCUAUGGCCGCCACAUGGGUGUUCCUAUCAAGACAGACGAGGCUCCCGCACCACAACAGCCACCAAUGUUUCAGCACCAGCAGACGCUCCUCCCGGCGGCGCCCAUUGCUCCGGCAAUCCUGCCACCGAUCUCAGCGAUGCCCCUGGACAAGAACAAGAAGCGCAAGAGAUGA
Molecule: messenger RNA, 2112 nt
Organism: Pyricularia pennisetigena
Lineage: Eukaryota; Fungi; Ascomycota; Sordariomycetes; Magnaporthales; Pyriculariaceae
Exons: 2
Coding region: 1-2112 (703 amino acids)
Biological process (GO): regulation of DNA-templated transcription
Molecular function (GO): zinc ion binding; DNA-binding transcription factor activity, RNA polymerase II-specific
Source: RefSeq, a predicted model, not a curated record